Messenger RNA from Oryza sativa Japonica Group (Japanese rice), 1877 nucleotides. Lineage: Eukaryota; Viridiplantae; Streptophyta; Magnoliopsida; Poales; Poaceae. The record is from RefSeq and is a predicted model, not a curated record.
UUCAUGUCGCAAUUAAUCGAAUCAAUCAACAAAGCACAAUUUGCAAAGACCUUAUAUUGAUAGAUCAAUCAUCAGCAAUAUAGAGUGAGAUUUGCUCCGGUCAAAAAAAAAAAAAAACCUCGAGGUACCGGUACUUCACAAUACUAAAUCACCUCCGAUUGUUGGAUCUAAUUGAGCAUGAUAGAUAUUGUUAGAUCCAACGAUCAAAAAAUGAUUUGAUAUCGUGAGGUACUGCUACCUUAAGAUAUUUUUUGUUGGACUAGAGCAAAUCUCAUUUUCUCUACUACUUAAAAAAUCUGUAGUGGUGGUCUUGAUUUCUGACAUAGCAGACGCAUCUAACAAACACGUCUAAUCUCAACCAUCCGAUUUUCAUAUCCAAUGGCGUCAAAUCUCCUCCCAUCGCUCCUCUCCUCAUCACGCGCCACGCCCACUCCUUUCCCCACGCCGCGUCCUUCGCCCUCCUCCCUGCGUCGCCUCCUCGUGGUCUUGAAUCCAACAGAUCAGAUCACAAUUCAAUCUUCCGCACGCGCCCCACGCAUCGUCGAUCGCACGCGGCGCGCACACACACCCCUUUCCCCCGAUUUUCUCUCCCUCUCAACGCCGUCUCCCAUCUCUGUUUCCUUCGCGUCCGCCUCCUCCGCCCCGCACCAAAUCUUCGCCUCCUCUUCUCCCGCCUCGCCGGCGCAUGGCGGCUGAGGGUGAGGGCAGGCUGGCAGCUGAUGAAGGCACACUACGACCCAAUCUCCGGCUCGUCGACCGCCUCCACGCACGCCCCGCCCCCGAUCUCCGCCGCCUCUUCUCCCGCCUCGACCGCCUUCACGCGCGCCGCCGGAAGCCAAUCUCCUCGGCGCCACCCCAUUCUAUCAUUUGUCGAGGUUGGAAUUGCUGCGGGAUCAAGCGAAGCCUCGUCAGGCCAUGCCCUCGUCUCAUUCCUCAGUUUAUAGAGUCCAUUCCAAGCAGAAUAUAACCAAUGCCAGUAUUUUGGAAUGAGCGCAGAAUUGAUCCGUCACUUCUGAAGAAACUCCGUUACUUAGCAGAAGCAGAGGCCACAACCUGGCAGCGGCUGGUCACUUCAGCGGUCUCCAAUUGCCUUUGAAUACGCCAAUGGUAAUUUCAAAAAUCUCCAAGUAGUCCACUAAUUUUAUUACUUACAUUUUUUUUCAUCUAAAGCAAAAUUGAAAACAUAUGUUUCCUUGUAAUUCUAAAUUUGACUGCACAUAUUUUGAUUUUUGAUGAGUACUGCUCGAUAGAUUCAAAGCGGCCAUGAGUUUUUUUUUUUGAGUUGAAGUGGCAAGAGCAUUGCCGAAUAUAUUAGACGAAUAGAGUUCACCCUGUUUAUAAGGAAAACCGGGCCCAAAAAACAUACAACUGCCCGGUUUGCUAAAGUGAAACCGGCGAAAACCUUACACAGAAGACACAAAAAGCCUGAGACAAGACAACUACGAACUGUCGGAGGCCGAGGGAUGAGCAAGACCGUAAGAUGAAAUCUCCAAGGAGGUGAAUAACGACAUAAGCCGCUGUCGACGUCCGUCCAAAAACUGGGCUGGUUUUCACCCAGGGGGGAGGGAGUCCACAAGGCAACACCUCCAGGGAGGAAACGGCACCCGUGGGCGUCGAUAUUGCCAAUCCUAGAACAGGCAGGGCAUGAGGUUUUUGGGAACUAGCAAUUAUUGAUUUUGAUUGUUGAUGAUGAAGAGUUCUGACUAUCUACAUGGGUUAGUUUCUUGUUCAACAAAUUCAGGAAAUAGUUUCAGCUCAUCAGAAGUUUGCAUCGAUGUCAUCCCUUCUAGCCAUCUUCUGUGCAUUUGCUUGGAACAUUUGGUUCUGCACUACCGUUGACUAUAAAAUACAGCUCAACAGAGCUUUAUUUUCUCACA